GAAUUCAUCCACACCCACCUUUCUAGCAAUUGUUUCAUUUUCGAUUCUCAAUUCGAAACCCUAACUUUUUUUUCUUUUCAAAAUUUCAAAUUCGAUUCAAUGGCACCAAAGGGAGAGAAGAAGCCAGCGGAGAAGAAACCCGCAGAGGAGAAGAAGUCCACCGUCGCCGAGAAAGCUCCUGCUGAGAAGAAGCCCAAGGCUGGAAAGAAGCUUCCAAAGGAAGGUGGUUCAGCCGCCGGAGACAAGAAGAAGAAGAGAAGCAAGAAGAAUGUUGAAACAUACAAGAUCUACAUCUUCAAAGUUCUGAAGCAGGUUCACCCAGACAUUGGUAUCUCAAGCAAAGCCAUGGGAAUAAUGAACAGUUUCAUCAAUGAUAUCUUCGAGAAACUUGCUCAAGAAUCAUCCAGACUUGCUCGUUACAACAAGAAGCCAACAAUCACUUCAAGGGAAAUUCAGACUGCUGUCAGACUUGUUCUUCCUGGUGAAUUGGCCAAACAUGCUGUUUCUGAAGGAACAAAAGCUGUGACUAAGUUCACUAGUUCUUAGAUCUAAGAUAAUUUCGUUGACUUUUGUGGGAUUUAUUUGCUUGGUUUGAUGUUACUUUAUCUGAUCUUAGGAACUCUUAGAUAUUUUAAAUUUUUGCUUUCGAAUUUGUAGUGAAGUAGUAAUUGGAUCUGGUUGGUCUUUCUGUGUAUCAUAAUGAUGGAAUGAAUGAUAUUUUGACUACAAAAAAUUUGCAUGGUUCAA
Messenger RNA from Medicago truncatula (barrel medic), 747 nucleotides. RefSeq names its product probable histone H2B.1. The record is from RefSeq and is a predicted model, not a curated record. The transcript has a single exon. Gene Ontology annotation, cellular component: nucleosome. NCBI's taxonomy places the organism in Eukaryota, Viridiplantae, Streptophyta, Magnoliopsida, Fabales, Fabaceae. Gene Ontology annotation, molecular function: protein heterodimerization activity; DNA binding; structural constituent of chromatin. Bases 100 to 546 code for a protein of 148 amino acids.